GCAGGCAAAAUUUGAAAGUUUCCAUAAGAUAAGCAUCAAAAAGAUGUAAGUACGUUAGUUCGUGAGGCAAAUCGUGAUUUAUGAGAUUAUGUUUACUUUUUAAACUGUAUUGUCAGGCACUGCGUUAAUGAGUUAAUUGCUUACACCUGCUGCCGUGGUGUUAUUAAUAACAUUGCCAAAAGAUGUUCACGUCAGACUGUUGAGAUUAUUGUGGACGUUACCUGAAACUACCCUACCAUGCCCACCAAGGAUGUCACGAAGGAGCGCCUCGGUAAAUACAAGAACAAGGGGAAAGACCCGGCCAAACUUCGAGACAGGAGGGUGUCUGAGUGCGUGGAGCUGCGUAAAGCUAAAAAGAACGAGAACUUCAUGAAGAGACGACAAAUAACUCUGUCCUCUCUGCCCGACGAGGAGGCCCUCUCGCCAACUUUCAUCUCCGACGACAAAGUUCCAACUUUAAGCAUCGAGGAAAUUAUCAAAGACGUCAACUCCGAGUGCAAGGAUGCUCGAACUCGAGGAUGCCAGGCUGCUAGAAAACUACUCUCUCAAGAGCGUGACCCUCCUCUGAAGGAGAUCAUCGACACGGGACUCUUGUCCCGCUUUGUGCUCUUCCUGGGUAUGAAUGAUGAGCCUGCGCUUCAGUUUGAAGCAGCUUGGGCUCUGACCAACAUCGCCUCUGGAACAUCUUGGCAUACGAAGCAGGUGGUAGAGCAUGGUGCUGUACCCAGCUUCAUUUCUUUGCUGGCCUCGCCAUUGUUGCACAUCAGUGAACAAGCUGUCUGGGCUCUUGGCAACAUUGCAGGUGAUGGCUCAGCAUACAGAGACGUCCUCAUUGAAUGUGAUGUCAUUCCAGCCUUAUUGGCACGUGUUGCCAUCCAUCAUAUCUCGUCACUUCAGGUUGGAUAUCUACGUAACCUCACAUGGACGUUGUCAAACUUGUGCAGAAAUAAAAACCCAUUUCCACCCAUGUCAGCAGUCCAACAGGUGCUUCCUACGCUGCUCCAGUUUCUCCACCAUGGAGAUGAGGACAUCAUGUCAGAUGCAUGCUGGGCAAUCUCCUACCUCACAGAUGGUGACAAUGACCGCAUUGAUGUGGUGGUGAGAACUGGCAUUGUUCAUCGGCUGGUGGAGCUCAUGAGCCAGAAGGAGCUGAGCGUCUUGACGCCUGCCCUUCGUGCCAUUGGGAACAUCGUGAGUGGCUCGGACCUGCAAACGCAGACAGCCAUUGAUGCUGGAGUUCUCAGCAUCCUUCCUCUGCUCAUGAGGCACCCAAAUGCCAGUGUGCAGAAGGAAGCCGCAUGGGCAUUGUCUAACAUCGCAGCUGGGCCAUGUAAGCAAAUCCAGCAGCUCAUCACAUGCGGCCUGCUCCCCCCUCUGGUAGAAUUACUUAGAAAUGGAGAUUUCAAGACUCAAAGGGAGGCAGUGUGGGCAGUGACUAACAUUACCAGUGGGGGCACUGUGGAGCAGGUGGUCCAGUUGGUGCAUAGUGGGGCACUUGAGGCAAUCGUCAAUCUGCUGCAAAUAAAGGAUGCCAAAAUUGUUCUUGUCAUAUUGGAUGCCAUCAACAACAUUUACAUGGCAGCAGAGAAGCUUGAUGAAGUUGAGAAACUAAGCCUGCUGGUUGAAGAGCUGGGAGGACUGGACCGCAUUGAAAGUCUGCAGAACCAUGAAAAUGAGAUGGUGUACCAGGCAGCACGCAACCUCAUUGAAAAGUAUUUUAUGCAAGAUGAGAUUGAGGGGCUGAAGGUCGACACCAAUGAAGAUGCCUUUUUAUUUCAUGACGCUGAGAUUCACAAAAAAUUUGAAUUUUAAUCCAUUGUAAGAGUAAAACACUUUCAUACCAG
Messenger RNA from Dunckerocampus dactyliophorus (ringed pipefish), 1844 nucleotides. RefSeq names its product karyopherin alpha 7 (importin alpha 8) (gene kpna7). Lineage: Eukaryota; Metazoa; Chordata; Actinopteri; Syngnathiformes; Syngnathidae. The record is from RefSeq and is a predicted model, not a curated record. Gene Ontology annotation, cellular component: cytoplasm; nucleus. Gene Ontology annotation, molecular function: protein binding; nuclear import signal receptor activity. Gene Ontology annotation, biological process: NLS-bearing protein import into nucleus.